CCACAGGAAGCUCCUGGAGCACAGAGGGAUCAACACCAUAAAACACUUGAUCAUCUGUUGACUCGCACCCAAGAACAAAAAUGACAUCGUCAAACGGCAUUGCCAACCUCACCAAGGAAUGGCUUCAUACUCUGCGCCAUUGGAAGCUGGAACUUUUUUACAUCCCUACUACGGCUAUCGCUCUGGCAACCUUGGUAGCCAACCCUAUUCUCCUGACUUGUAUUUUUACAUCCCGCACCUUGCGUCAGGAAACACGUUACUUGCUGGUGGCCAACACCCUGAUAGCAGACACGCUCUUCCUCAUCGUGCACCUUGUUACUGUGUUCACUAACCUUUCUGGAGCCGGGAUGCCUUGGCUGGUUUGCGAGCUGGUCACAGCUGUCACCAUCACAACUUACAGCAGUGCCAUCCUCACAGUCACUCUCAUGGUGGUUGACACUUACGCCGCGGUCCGCUGGCCACUUCAUUACCGCGACCGCCUUCCACCCUCACGCACCCACUGCAUCCUGGUAGGGGUGUGGCUGGUGGCAGCCGUGUACCCUUUCAGUCUGGUGACCCUGAUGGAGGUUGAGACGGACAGCCACCAUGAAAAGGUGCAGCUCUGUCUGGUCCUCAUCUCCCUCGGCUUCAUUCAGGCACAAAACAUGCUGGCUGUCUACAUCUACUUCUUCGUGGCUGCAAUUAUUUGUGCCUUGCUGAUUUUUUACUGUUAUAUUCGACUCUACAUGGUGACAAAGACGCAGGGCAUCUGGCAGAACCGCUUCUCCAGGGCCCGGGUCACACUUUUGAUCCAUGGGGUUCUGCUCCUUCUCUACUUCACCCCUGGAUUUAUCUUUGCUGUGGAGCUGCACCUGUUCCAGAAGCCACAAAUCAGCCACGAUGUACGUGUGUGGGUCAGCACAGUGAAUAUGUGCAUUUUUAUGUUGCUGCCCCAGGUGUUUGCUCCGUUCCUGUACGGACUGAGGUUCAGAGAGAUCUCCGAUACCGUCAGGCAGCUGCUGCAUCGGCACAGAACAUUUGGCAACAACACGUAG
Thalassophryne amazonica is the source of this 1034-nucleotide messenger RNA. RefSeq names its product probable G-protein coupled receptor 148. Gene Ontology annotation, cellular component: membrane. NCBI's taxonomy places the organism in Eukaryota, Metazoa, Chordata, Actinopteri, Batrachoidiformes, Batrachoididae. Gene Ontology annotation, biological process: G protein-coupled receptor signaling pathway. Gene Ontology annotation, molecular function: G protein-coupled receptor activity. The transcript has a single exon. The record is from RefSeq and is a predicted model, not a curated record. The coding region runs from base 81 to 1034 and encodes 317 amino acids.